UUUGAGUGUUCUUAAUUUCAACUUCAGAAUGAACAAUUUUAUCUUUUAUUUUGGUAGAAAACCUUAACUAUUUUCUUGGCAUCUCCUUUUCCAUAAUGAUAAAUAGUGCAUAUUAGGAAAAGUUUCAUGCACAACUAUAUAUCAUAAUUUUAUUUUAGGAAACUAUAUAUCACACUUGUAAGUACUAUAUGAAGUUGAUUAUUUAGAUUGGCAUGAAUAUAGAAAACUAAUAAUGUCAUAGUAAUGUAAAACAGUUGUGCAUGUUUACUGGUUAGCAAUGAUGAGAGAAAGUAAUUUGGUAGACAAACUUGGUCCCUUUGCUUUAAUUUUAUGACUUUUAUAAUGGACCAACAAAACUUUAUAUUUUUCAUCUUAUAAACCAAAUUUUCUAGCCUUACAUAUCUUUCAUUGAAAUUGUGAGAUUCAAAGGGUUUGUGCUUAUAUCAAUUAUCUCUUAUGGGAAACAACAGGUUCAAAUUUUCAGAUAUGAUACCAAAUGCUUGGUUUUACAAGCUAAAAGAUAUGAGCAAAUCAUCAAGGAAGAGAAAUGGUUCUCAUCAUGUUAUGAAGAACAAAGUUAUAUCUUCACCAACAACAUCUCAAAGGUCUCAUUCAAGCUAUUCACAUUAUUUCUCAAAUGAACCAAAAAGGAAUGGUAAGUUAUUCAACACACCAAGUCAGACCAAAGAUUUGAAUUUUCCAUUUAAUGAUUCACCAAGAAGGUCUUCAAAGAGAAGGGCUAAAAGAAAAACCAUUUACAAGCCUUCUCAACCAUUUGAUCAAGUUCAAUCACAAGAACAUGAUUUGUCUUCAAUUGAAAAUUCUUCUUCUGAGUCUUAUCAUAAUCAAUGUGUUUCUUCUGAAUCUGAAUUUUGUGAUAGCUUUUCUGUUCCUGAUUUGGUUAACUGUAGUUGUAGAGUUAGCUCUUCAACUAAUGAUAUCAUCAUAGACAUGAACAAUGAAUCUUUUCAAGGCAAUUCUAAAAACUUAGAUGGUUUUGAUGCAUUUUCACAACUUGGUUUAGCUCCAAUAUUAACAAAGCAAGUCAAAUUUGAAGAAAAGAUUGCCAAGGUGACCGAAUCGCGAAGUUCAACUGAAUCAGACGAGCGAAAAAUCGAUCAUUCAUUCUCUACCAAAGUUACUCAAAGAAGGAGAAGAAAAAGUCAAAUAGCCAGAAAAACUUCUCCUAAUUCUCAAGGUAUAAAGCUUAGAGUGAAUUCACCAAAAAUUGUUAGCAAAAAAAUUCAAGCAUGUGCAAGAAAGAGUAUUUCAAAGAAUGAUGCAGGGUUUGUAGAUGGAUUUGCAGUUGUUAAGUCUUCAAUUGAUCCAAUAAGUGAUUUCAAAGAAUCAAUGGUGGAGAUGAUUGUGGAGAAUAAUAUAAGGGAAUCAAAGGAUUUGGAGGAUUUACUUGCUUGCUAUCUUUCUCUUAAUUCAAGUGAAUAUCAUGAUGUUAUAGUUAAAGCUUUUGAGCAAAUUUGGUAUGACAUGGCUCAACUUAGAAUGUAAAGAUCUUAUUAUUUUCAAUGCAUGUUUAUAAGUCUUGUAAUUAAUUACAACCACUCUAUGGAUUAAACUUCUGUUCUGAUUCUUCUCUGAAUAUCAGUAUUCUAAAUUUAGUAUA
Molecule: messenger RNA, 1621 nt
Organism: Medicago truncatula (barrel medic)
Lineage: Eukaryota; Viridiplantae; Streptophyta; Magnoliopsida; Fabales; Fabaceae
Product: transcription repressor OFP3
Exons: 1
Coding region: 457-1506 (349 amino acids)
Biological process (GO): negative regulation of DNA-templated transcription
Molecular function (GO): DNA binding
Source: RefSeq, a predicted model, not a curated record